UUUCGAUACUCCAGUUGGUCAGAUAAAUUACUAAUGAUACUAGGCACUCUUCUGGCAAUAGCCCAUGGAAGCAGUCUCCCUGUUGCGAUGAUAAUUUUUGGUGAUAUGACUGAUAGUUUUGUUGCUUCUGGAGACUCAGAUUUUCCAGGAAACACUUCUGCAAUAAAUUCCUCUUCAGAUAUUCUUGCCAAGCUGGAAGAAAAUAUGACAAGAUAUGCAUACUACUAUUCUGCAAUAGCAGUUGGUGUUCUUCUUGCUGCUUAUAUCCAAACUUCAUUUUGGACCCUAGCAGCAGGCCGGCAAAUAAAAAAAAUUAGACAAAAAUUUUUUCAUGCAAUUAUAAGACAGGAAAUUGGAUGGUUUGAUGUAAAUGAUGUGGGAGAACUUAACACUCGCCUUCUAGAUGAUGUCUCCAAGAUUAAUGAAGGGAUAGGUGACAAAAUUGGAUUACUUGUUCAAGCAGUAACGACAUUUGUAACAGGAUUUGUUGUUGGUUUCAUAAGAGGAUGGAAAUUAACCCUUGUAAUAUUAGCAGUCAGUCCUGUCCUGGGACUUUCAGCGGGCCUCUGGGCAAAGGUUCUCUCUGCAUUCACUGACAAAGAGCAAGCUGCAUAUGCAAAAGCAGGUGCUGUUGCAGAGGAAGUUCUGGCAGCAGUCCGUACUGUAAUAGCUUUUGGAGGGCAGGAAAAAGAAAUUAAAAGAUACCAUAAAAAUUUAGAAGAUGCUAAACGGAUUGGAAUAAAAAAGGCUAUUACAGCUAAUAUUUCUAUGGGCGUUGCUUUCUUACUGGUAUAUGCAUCAUAUGCACUGGCCUUCUGGUAUGGAACUACUUUGGUCUUAAGUGAUGAUUACACUAUUGGCAAUGUUCUUACAGUCUUUUUCUCUGUAUUAGUUGGAGCUUUCAGUAUUGGACACACUGCUCCAAGCAUAGAGGCAUUUGCUAGUGCAAGGGGAGCUGCCUAUGCAGUCUUUAAUAUCAUAGACAAUGAACCUCAAAUUGACAGUUAUUCAGAGACAGGUUACAAACCAGACCACAUUCAAGGGAACUUGGAAUUCCAAAAUGUUUACUUCAAUUAUCCAUCAAGACCAGAUGUUGAG
Cariama cristata (Red-legged seriema) is the source of this 1098-nucleotide messenger RNA. Its product is annotated as multidrug resistance protein 1-like. Gene Ontology annotation, molecular function: ATP binding; ABC-type transporter activity. The annotation marks the transcript as partial. Gene Ontology annotation, cellular component: membrane. NCBI's taxonomy places the organism in Eukaryota, Metazoa, Chordata, Aves, Cariamiformes, Cariamidae. Gene Ontology annotation, biological process: transmembrane transport. The transcript is spliced from 8 exons. The record is from RefSeq and is a predicted model, not a curated record.